AUGUUAACAGUGCUAUUUGCGUCAGUAAUCGUAUCACUUAUUGUUACGAACAUAGGAGCAACAGCUUCGCUUUUCAAUAAUGCAAUUCAAGAUCAACCGGAAGUGGAAUGUGGACAAGGUACUAUAGCAGUACGCGUGAAAACAGCAUCGCAGAUGCCAUCAUAUAUUUUUGCCAAAGGUCAUUUCCACAAGGAUGGUUGUUACUUCAAGCAAACAGAUCAUGCAACGUUCCAUUUUGAGCAAUGUAACGUGAACAGAAAACGUGAAGUAAAUCCACGUGGAAUGGCUUAUUCAUUCACAGUUAUUGUACAACUUCAUCCGUUAUUUAUUACAAAAGUUGAUCGAGCUUAUAAUGUACGAUGUUUCUAUAUGGAAGAGAACAAGGAAGUUGAUGCUGAACUACAAACAAUGUUAGCUUGGGAGAAGCUGAACGAUUUGACGACAUCAAUGCUUGAAUCAGGUCAUGCAAUGCCUCAAUGUUCCUAUACACUUCAUCGAGAUUCCCCAAAUGGACCGGUAUUACGAUACGGUCGAGUAGGUGACAUCGUAUUUCAUGUUUGGGAUUGUCCAUCAGAUGUUUAUGCAAUGCUUAUUCAUAGCUGCUAUAUUUUGGAUGGAUUAGGUGGACAGCAUCAAGUUAUCAAUGAAAAUGGAUGUUCAAUAGAUGAUUUCAUUAUUCCUCAAUUGACAUAUUCUAGUGAACUCACUCGUAGUUUUGCGGGAGCAAGUGUUGUAAAUCUUCCGGAUCGAGAAUCAAUUUAUUUUAGCUGUCAAGUGAAAUUAUGUUUUAAAAAGGGAGAUUAUUGUACCAAUGUGACGCCACCACGUUGUAACGAUCAAAUCUUAGUCACCACAAAUUGGAAAGAUGAGGAGAAGCAUAUCGAAGAUGAAUUACAAAAUGAUCAACUUUUGUAUACAACAAUUGGUCCAUUAGCUACAUCAAAUACUGUCCGAAUCGUUCAGACCGUUCCGCCAAAUACUAUCAUUACGUCAUCAUUCAAGAAUUCAUCUGAAUCCCAAACUUCAUCAUUCAUCGAUCAUGUCACUGCAACUGUCAAACUAACUAACGAAUCAGCCGCAAAAUCAUCGGAAAUUUUGUCGAAUGAAAUCUCGAAGCAAAACAAAUUUGCAUUUUUAAUUAGUAACAAUGAAAUAGAAGGUUAA
Messenger RNA from Acanthocheilonema viteae, 1164 nucleotides. The record is from the annotation of a GenBank genome assembly. NCBI's taxonomy places the organism in Eukaryota, Metazoa, Nematoda, Chromadorea, Rhabditida, Onchocercidae.